CGAAGAUCCCCCCAGCUUGUUUGGAAGAGGCCGCGAACGUGAAGUCCACACGAUCCAGCCCCAAAUAAUAUCCAAAGCAAAUCAAACAAGCACCCGCCUUGCAUCGUCGUCGCCACCACCAUUCCACCAAUGGAGCUCUCAUCCCUCCUGCCCUCCCUGUCCCCGCGCCGCGCCCUCCGGCUCUCCUUCUCCACCGCGUCCAAGACGCCCCGGCGGCCGCGGCCGGCCGCCUUCGCCUGCCGCGCGGACGCCUCCCCGGAAGGACCAAUCACCCGGCGAUGGUUCGCCUCGCUAGCCGCCGCCACCGCAGCCGUGGGGAUCAGCGUCGCCGGAGGAGGGGGAGCUGGCGCCGUGUCGACCAGCAGGAGAGUUUUUAGGAGCAGCAAGAUUCCGGAGAGCGACUUCAUCACUCUGCCUAAUGGCAUCAAGUACUAUGACAUCAAAGUAGGAGGUGGGGCUAAAGCAGUUAAGGGAUCGCGCGUCGCAGUACAUUACGUGGCCAAGUGGAAGGGCAUAACAUUCAUGACAAGUAGGCAGGGCCUCGGUGUCACUGGUGGAACGCCGUAUGGGUUUGAUGUUGGCAAUUCUGAAAGAGGCAAUGUUCUAAAAGGAUUGGAUCUCGGGGUUGAGGGAAUGAAAGUUGGAGGCCAGAGGUUGGUUAUUGUUCCUCCUGAGCUAGCUUAUGGAAAAAAGGGCGUUCAAGAAAUUCCUCCUAAUGCAACUAUUGAGCUGGAUGUCGAACUACUAUCGAUCAAACAGAGUCCAUUUGGGAGUCCUGUGAAGAUCGUUGAAGGAUAAUUGUGCAUCGACUUCUGCAGAAAAUGAUGUAUAUUUGAACAUGCUGGAGAGUGUUACUCCAAGAAAGGGGGCUAGAUUAUCAGAUUUCAGUGGUGCUAUCGCGUAAAUAAGUGCACCAUAAUGUAAUAUUUGACUUUGGAGCUGUUUUUUUGCUGGUUGGAGAAUAAGCAAGUUCCCAUAGAUUAUAUAUAUUCAAUUCCUUUUUGCAUUUUUUUUCAGGUACAAUCCCUCUCUAGCUCUCUGUAACACACACACAGUUCGCUCACUUGUAUAGCCUUUGCAGCCUCA
Messenger RNA from Triticum aestivum (bread wheat), 1086 nucleotides. Its product is annotated as peptidyl-prolyl cis-trans isomerase FKBP16-4, chloroplastic. The transcript is spliced from 9 exons. NCBI's taxonomy places the organism in Eukaryota, Viridiplantae, Streptophyta, Magnoliopsida, Poales, Poaceae. Gene Ontology annotation, molecular function: peptidyl-prolyl cis-trans isomerase activity. The record is from RefSeq and is a predicted model, not a curated record. The coding region runs from base 130 to 798 and encodes 222 amino acids. Gene Ontology annotation, cellular component: chloroplast thylakoid lumen.